This is a messenger RNA of Schistocerca cancellata (South American locust), 1155 nucleotides long. Its product is annotated as glycine, alanine and asparagine-rich protein-like. The transcript has 2 exons. The record is from RefSeq and is a predicted model, not a curated record. Lineage: Eukaryota; Metazoa; Arthropoda; Insecta; Orthoptera; Acrididae. Bases 1 to 1155 code for a protein of 384 amino acids.
AUGAGGGCUGCCUUCGCUAGGAGUGCUGCCUUCGCAAGGAGUGCUGCCUUCGCAAGGAGUGCUGCCUUCGCAAGGAGUGCUGUCUUCGCAAGGAGUGCUGCCUUCGCAAGGAGUGCUGCCUUCGCAGGGAGUGCUGCCUUCGCAAGGAGUGCUGCCUUCGCAAGGAGUGCUGCCUUCCCAAGGAGUGCUGCCUUGGGACAGAGUGCUGCCUUCGCUAUGAGUGUUGCAUUCGUACACAGUGCAGCCUUCGCAAGGAGUGCUACCUUCGCAAGGUGUGCUGCCUUUGCGAGGAGUACUGCCUUUGCAAGGAGUGGUGCCUUCGCAAGGAGUGCUGCCUUCGCAGGGAGUGCUGCAUCCGCAAGGAGUGCUGCCUUCGCAAGGAGUGCUGCCUUCGCAAGGAGUGCUGCCUUUGCAAGGAGCACUGCCAUCGCAAGGACUGUUGCCUUCGCUAGGAGUGCUGCCUUCGCAAGGAGGGCUGCCUUCGCAAAGAGGGCUGCCUUCGCAGGGAGUGCUGCCUUCGCAAGGGGGAGUGCUGCCUUCGCAAGGAGUGGUGCCUUCGCAAGCAGUGCUGCCUUCGCGAGGAGUGCUGCCUUUGCAAGGAGCGAAGCCAUCGCAAGGACUGUUGCCUUCGCUAGGAGUGCUGCCUUCGCAAGGAGGGCUGCCUUCGCAAAGAGUGCUGCCUUCGAAAGGAGUGCUGCCUUUGCACAGAGUGCUGCCUUUGCAGGGAGUGUUGCCUUUGCACAGAGUGCUGCCUCAUUAAGGACUGCUGCCUUUGCAUGGACUGUUGCCUUCGCAAGGAGUGCUGCCUUUGCAAGGAUUGCUGCCUUCGCAAGGAGUGCUGCCUUCGCUAGGAGUGCUGCCUUCGCUAGGAGUGCUGCCUUCGCAGGGAGUGCUGCCUACGCUGGGAGUGCUGCCUUCGCAAGGAGUGCUGCCUUCACAAGGAGUGCUGCCUUCGCAAGGAGUGCUGCCUUCGCAAGGAGAGCUGCCUUCGCUAGGAGUGCUGCCUUCGCAAUGAGGGCUGCCUUCGCAGGGAGUGCUGAUUUGCAGGGAGUGCUGCCUUCGCAAGGAGUGGUGCCUUCGCAAGCAGUGUUGCCUUCGCAAGGAGAGCUGCCUUUGCAAGGAGCGAAGCCAUCGCAAGGACUGUUGCCUUCGUAG